Molecule: messenger RNA, 3906 nt
Organism: Auanema sp. JU1783
Lineage: Eukaryota; Metazoa; Nematoda; Chromadorea; Rhabditida; Rhabditidae
Source: the annotation of a GenBank genome assembly
AUGGGUAAUGCUGUUUCCGCAGCAAAUCCAACAGAAAUUCUUCCGGUGGAAUACUAUUUGACGGAUUUAGGCAUUACUUCAGAAAGUUUGGGCAGUACACGCUUUAUGAAAGUAGCUCGAGGAAGGUCUUCUUCGGCAGGAAUACGUGUUUACAAAGUUUAUCUAACACCAGAUGGAAAGAAUAUAAACGAGAGCUUGAUUACAUUCGGAGACGAAAUAAUUAGAAUAAAGACCGCGUUGAGCAAAGCACCAAAUUGUUCACCUUUUCGAAAUAUUUAUCAAAAGCCAAAGGCAGUUGUUUUGGAACGACUAUACCAAAAGUAUACAUUAACGGACCGUUUGAGUACUCGGCCUUUCAUAAACUCUGAAGAAAGACUAUGGUAUAUUUUCCAAAUAUUCAAAGGCCUGCAUCAAUGUUCUGUUGCGAAUGUUUGUCAUGGUGAUAUUAAAUCUCAGAAUAUAGCAUUGUCGUCUAUAAAUUGGUUGCAGCUCACAGACUUCGCUUCUUUCAAACCAACGUUCUUACCAAAUGACAAUCCAUCUCAUUUUACUUUUUUUUUCGACACAAGUGGAAAAGAAGUGUGCAACUUGGCUCCCGAACGCUUUCUUUCAUCAACCCUAUUUGAUAAGAAAGCCAAAGAACUUGGAGAUAAAUGGAUGUUCGGAACUUUAAAUCAUGCUAUGGAUAUAUUUUCCGCUGGUUGUGUUGUAUAUGAAAUGCUCAAUGAAGGAAGGUCUCCGUUUAAUUAUAGGCAACUUUGCGAGUUUUCUCGAAUGAAUCAUUGUGACGCUGGAGUUUAUCUAGAUAAACUGUUAGCUAACACCUCUUCUCAGUUCCGCCCGCUUCUAAAAAUGCUGCUUAAUCAAGAACCUACGAUGAGGAUGACUGCUAAAGAAGUGCUUGAAGGAACGGCUUUGCAGUUCCCAUCUAUUCUGGAAUCCAUAUUCAAUUAUUUGAACGCUUUUCGACCUCGUGAAAAUGUACAAUCUCAAUCAAUUGUUGAGCUUAUCCCGUCUUCAACCAAUGAUUUUUUUGAGCCUGAUGACGUUAUAUCCAAGUUGAAACGAGACGAAGACAUGAUUUGCGCAAAGUUAGAAGAUUGCGCUGAAACAAGGCCUUUUGCCGUGUUGUAUAUAACUUUGAUAACAAGUAACUUAAGAUCUUUACGUUAUUCACAAUCGAAAGUUAAUGCGAUGAACUUACUUCUGAGAUUAGCACCACUAUGUGAGACGUCGGUUAGUACGUUCCGCAUUCUGCCCUACUUUGUAUUUUUUUUGAAUGAUGAAAAUGAGUCUAUACGUGCGUUUGCGAUUCAUUCCAUCGUGGACUUGAUAGAGCCUUUAGAACCUUCUUGUUUUGAAGACUCUCUGAUUUUUAUCGACUAUCUCCUACCAGAAUUUACUUCUCUGUUCGAAAAACGCCGUUUCUCUAACACGUCUUGCCUUCUAGCUCUAGCAGGGAAUCUCGGUGUUAUUGCUCAGAAAGCCUACAAGUUUUUGAUAACAGGAAGAAGUUUGAGAAACGAAACAGACGACGAAUGCUCGGGUAUCGAAAGUUUAGAUAGUGAACAGUGUGAUAAAGAACGGGAAGCACUUUUCAAAUCUAUUGAGGAUUUGUUCGUUUCUCUGAGCGGAGAAGAGAACUGUAAAACAGUUAGACAAGCUCUAAUUCAGCAGCACAACCUAGCCGCUCUUACCGAUUUCUUCUCCAAGAAUUCACAGGGUGAUUUGCCUUACCAGCACAUGAUCACAUUUUUGAAUUCGAAGUGCAAUUGGAGAUUACGAGCAGCGUUUUUCGAGUCUCUCCCUAUCAGCCUUCAGAAAUCUAGCGUAGUACAACCUCUGCUGUAUCAGGGCAUGCAUGAUUAUGAAGAACUUGUAAUAAUUAGGGUUCUUUAUUGCGUGACGCUCCUAUGUUCUGCUGAAAUGUUGGAUAGAAAUUCGGUUACUGAGAUACUGCAAUGUGCUUCUUCAUUUUUGGCUCAUCCAAAUGAUUGGAUCAGGUUCCAAGUUAUCAACCUCUUGGUGUUAUUGGAUUCUAGAUGGUCACUUGCCGAUAACUAUUGCAAAGUUUUAUCUUGCGUGCGAGACCAUUUUGAAGGUAAAGGUUUGAUGAGGUUCAACCAUAAAGUUGUUGCUUUCAACAGCUUGAAGCCAGGCAUAUCGAGGGAGCAUUGGAAUGCUGUUCUAACUAAUUUGAAAAACCCGGAAGUUGCUGAGUUCAUGAGGCGUAUAGAUGAUGCUCUUGUGAAAAGCAUACCUUUGACGUGGACAGCAAGCUGGUUCGCCAAAAACUUCGAUGAAACACAGAAAAAAAAUUUCGAGCUUCUACGAUGUUUCCGAAAAUUUGAUUUGAACAAAUUAAUCGACUCGAGAAAACCUGAUGGCAUGGAAGCACAUCUAACCAUGCACCGGGGAGUGGUAGAUCUUUCGUCUUCAAUUUAUUCUCAUGUCUCUCGAAAUCGUUAUCAGCUUGGAAAAAAGGAUGGCUCUACCCCAUACGAAGAAUCUUUCUUUGGACUUCAGUAUCGUAACUCUUUAUGUAGCAGUCAACUACAAGAACUGCUAGAAUACAAGCAGUUGCUUUACGCUGUAGCUGGAGGAACUAAAAAUCAUCAAUCUGAACCAAAGGAACAGAAAGAGAGCAGGGAUGUAUCUUCAAUAUCUAGUACGGGGACGAAUCCCAUCACGCUAAUAACUCAUCUCCAUGAACAUUCUGAUUCUGUCACCCAGCUUUCGUUCUAUAAACCAAGUUCACUGUUUGCAAGUGGAUCUCGUGAUGGUACAGUAAAAAUUUGGUCGGUAAAAACAGUGAUAGGAGAGAGUUACGAUGCCAUAACUAGUCAAAAUACUUAUCAUGUACCUCUGGAAAGAUCUCAACAGCGAAACGGCACCAAUAUUUCUGUCGACGGACUAGGAUGGACAGCGAAAGGCGAAUUAGGAUAUUUCACAUCGGAUGGUUCAUUUGUUUGGGCUGACGUAUCCCGUGGUGUCCGGGAAGUAUCCAAAGUUACUUUUCCUGAAAGCGAUGGUCCAGCUAAACAAAUGCACGUUGAUGGAAAUUUAAUUUUUGUUCGAACUCACCAUAAUAUUCUCUACUGCUUGGACAGCAGGGUUUCUGAAUCUAAUGGACCUCUUGGUAAGCACGAGGCCUGGCGGAGAGACAUAAGUAAAAAUCACGGCUUAAUCACCUCGUUCUGCAUUGACCCCUGGCAAGCUAAUUGGAUUUGUAUGGCUUGUACUACGUAUCAGCUAAUGCUAUGGGAUGUUCGUUUUCAAAUGGAAGUUAAUUCUCGGUGUGCUAGCAAAGAUAACAACCUUCCAUUGAAAAUAUGGAGUAAUGUACGAUCGCCUUAUCAAGCUCCAGAGGUGUUUGUUCAAUUCCAAUACUAUGGAAACAUAAGUAUUUUUGACCUUAGUCAGCCCACCUCUAAUGUUUCACGUGUGCUGUGGCCAUCAACUUCGCAACCACUUGGAAAACAUCAUAGUAAUGGUAACAAAUCCUCAGGAAAUAGCCAGUGGAGCACAACAGCUAUCCUUGAGGACAUGAGGAACAUUACAGAUGCUUUAACAGUUUGCGAAAAAACUGGGGCUGUUUUCACCGGAGAUACACAAGGUGCUCUACGCAGAUGGUAUCCUAAUUCUGUGGAUUGUCUCUAUCUGAAUGGACCGAGAUUUAUUCAAGAACGGUCUCCCUACCGCACUACGUUCAGGGAGAUCGGAGAAAAUCCGGCUGUGAUACAUGAAGUUAAAGUACCUAACCAAGCUAACACUGAACGACAUAUCCCGCCUAUAGAAUACAAGGCUGCAAACUGUCAUAGAACACCUAUAACAGACAUAAUGGUGGUUGAAAACGACUACUUAGUAUCUUCGUCUUCGGAAGGAAUAAUCAAAGUGUGGAAAUGA